Paramacrobiotus metropolitanus is the source of this 4873-nucleotide messenger RNA. RefSeq lists its product as uncharacterized. The record is from RefSeq and is a predicted model, not a curated record. Gene Ontology annotation, cellular component: nucleus. The transcript has 5 exons. Bases 526 to 4524 code for a protein of 1332 amino acids. Lineage: Eukaryota; Metazoa; Tardigrada; Eutardigrada; Parachela; Macrobiotidae. Gene Ontology annotation, biological process: regulation of gene expression.
CAAGUUAUUUAUUUACAGCCGUGCAGGUACCCUACUUUUACUGCAGUUGGUAAAGGUUACUGAUAUCGGCGUGCUUUAGUGCAGACUGCAGAGCGACAGCCAUAUUCAGCGCGCACUGAGCUAUGACGCUAUCGGCCAAUUCUGUUUAUGUAACACUAUCGCCUAUCGGGCCAUUCGUAUUGGCUCGACUGAAUCGAAUGCAUGCGAAUUUGCGAAUUCGAAAACAAGCCUUGAUCCAGUUUUCAGAGUUUCAUAACAUUUUUCAAGCUGUCAAGCAGAAACCAUUUAGUAUGUUUCUUAUUUGUUUUAACCGUUAGCUGAAUCCUUCAUAAUGGAAUUCGGAUAAUCCAGAAUCCUUAUCCAUCCUGAAUGAAUGUUUAGAAUAAUUUUUUGGAGUAUGAUCAGAAUUCUGAAAUUCUGAUCGGAGACGACAACAUGAUUGCGGAUUUAGUGAGGAGCCAGUAUUUUUAGAGCCCCGUGAAUAGUUAAAGAUUAUCACCGUUAGAGUUAGAUUGCCCGUUUAUUAUGGAUGAGUCAGCAGCCGAAAGGAAUCCCUCCGCGGCCAGCGCUGGGAAUUCAGGAGGCGCUGAAAGUGUGUCAGUGGCACACUCAUCAUCCGCCACAACGCCUCCUCCCCAGUCAGACAGCGCCACGGACCCCCCACCCACCAUGGCCGCGGCAAUUGCUGUGGCAGACGCACCGUCAAUCGUCCCUGAUGCUGCCGUCUCAGCAGCAACGACGGCUGACGCCAGCACAACUGCUCCUACGGCUGCCAGCCACAGCGUCGCGGUCAACAGCGCACCGGAGUUCAAGGACACUGAGCGCGCUGCGCUGCCAGCUAGCAGCACGACCAGUCCACCACUCUCCUCCAUACUCACCGACACCACAACGUUACAGGACCGCAACGUGUCCGCAGCGUCGCCCGUGGCCGCCGUGACGUCGUCCGCUGAGGAGAACGUCGCUUCUUCACCAGAAGAGUCUUCCCGCGAUGUGAUUUUGCCCAAGGUCUUGCCUUGCCCCACGACGUCUUCCCCCGCGACCCCUGCGUCGCCCUCAUCCCUUGUCGAUUCUUCCAGCACGGUGUUCCUCCGCCAGCCCCCGGCCUACAGCGCCAUUGAGCAUCUGCGCCCAGCACGCGUUAGUCAGCGCGCAAGUAGUGCCUUUUUCCGUUCCCAAUUCCGCAGCGGAAUCGCCUUUCGGCCGCUGCGUUUUGCGCCCCCCAUGCGGGCUCCUCCCCACCGUGGCGGUGUGCCGGAUACGCCACGCGCGCGGGAUUUCCGUCUGGUGGUGCCGCGCAGUGCGGCCACCGAGUUCGUUAAGAACCACAGUGUCGCCGCGGACACUCUGGCCAAAAUCUCCGAAUUGGCGGAGAUCACGCGCGCUUCCAUCCCCAUGCCGCCCCUGGAAGACGACCCGGACGGGCAUGUCGCCGCCAGCAGCAGUAGGGAUAACCCUCGAUUGGGAUUGCCAAAGGCUUCGGAUGCAUCGCAGCCAAAUACUACCAACGGACGUGUGCUGUCUCAGUCUCCCAUCCCCCCUAUGAGCACGGCUCCAGAAGAAAGGAGCAUCCCGAUGCCCAUCACCAAUCAGCGUGAUCAGCAGUAUUCCGCGACGGCGUCGCGAGCAGGCGCACAUUUGGGAAUCCAGGUGGAAGUGGUACACAGUAUUUCUCCUGCCCCUCCUGUCUCCAUGGGACUACUUCGUUCCCGUUUUCUGGCUAUUAAAGAAUCGAAUUUAGGGUUUGCUAACUUCGCCGCGGCUGUUGCAUUCCUCUCUCUGGAAGAAACUCCUUUAAAUCCCUUGGAGAUUGAGAGUUCAAAGGAUAUUCUGAUUUCCAUCUUCGGGCCAAAAAUGACACUGUACCGCUGUGGAGGGUGUGAUUCUACCUUCAUAUUUCGCAAUAUAUUCGCCGAUCAUUUUUAUCGAGGGAUUGUACCGUACAGGCUUCGUUGUCAGCAUUGUCGCGACACUUUGGUUUUCCACAACAUCUGCCAGGUGAAAGAUCACGUCAAGUCGCAUGGUUUUAAAAUCGAAUCAUGUCGUGGAUUUAUGCUGACCGUGGGAGAAUAUGGCGAUGAGCAAGUGAAAUCCGAUAAGGAUGCAUCGAACGAGCCAAUCGUCAUAGUGGAUGAUAAUAACAACGAUGCGAAAGAACCAACCGUCGAUGCUGGAAGGAAUAACGAAGCAUUGUUGCCACCACGCCCGGCUGCAUCCGCUACUCAAUUGAGCCGCAUUUUAACACAAUCCACGGAUCCAUUGCCGCGUAGUCGUAGCCCUUUGGACAUCUUUCGAGAUCGGUAUCAUAAAGUUGCGGAUAGCGAAGCUCAGACAUCACGGAAUAGAGUCGCUGACGAAGGAGGCGGUAAUGACGUUAACGCCGCGAUGUCGGCCGCUGCCCGCGAGGCUCGAGAAUCUCAUGCCAAUGUAUUACAUCAAGUACAGCUUGCGAAGGAGAAAGCAGCAGCCGCUCAGCAGAAUCAGCGGAAUGCUGUGAAUUUACAAAGCGCCCGCGCGAAUCCUCCGAUGGGGCGGCAUGGCCCUACCAUCACUGUGGGCCAAGUCAUGGAGCGGGAGUUUUUCGCCGGUCAGGGAAGCAACGUUUCGGCCGCCGCCAGGCCGUUGGGCGCUUGUGAUUGUAUAUUUUGUAAUGCAAGGUUUGACAGCCAAAGUGGUUUGACUCAUCAUUUUCAAAGAUGCAAGGAUGUGGUGCGAGCCGGGAUGGAGUUUCGCUGUCAAGAGUGCCAGAUUGUCUGCUGUAAUCCCUGCAGUUUCCAAGCGCACAAGUUGAUUCACCAAAUUCGCAAAGCUGGCAUUUUCCCCUCACGGAUGUGUUGUCCCGAGUGUGGCCUGCGCAUUAAACACAUGGACGACAUAAAAAGCCAUGUGGAACGUCGCUGUGUCCACUGGUGCCGCAUUCUGUGUUGCUCCUACAGCUGUGUGGUGCCGGGUUGUGGCUACCACGUGACCAGUGAAGAGGAGAUGCUGCGGCAUGUGGCAAUUACGCACGGCAUGUCGUAUGGCCGUGGCAUCUGUCCGGUCUGCAAAGUCCAGGCAGGCGUCAGCCCCAACGACGUAUUCCGCCAUUUGCGCUCGGUAGAAGUAGCAUGCCGUCAACGUCUGCUCCAGCGGAAAUCCCAUUUCUUCGCCUAUCGCUGUAAUUACUGUGGCGAACGGGAGGCGCCGGUCUAUGAAACCAAAGCCGUCAUGCGCGAUCACAUUGUCGGCGUCCAUCCGGAAGAUGCAAAUCCGACUGGACUAGUCAGUCUGCUCCAGUCGGAACCGGAAUCAGCGCAUCGUCAGGCCAGUUCCUCCUCGGUCGGGGCGGACUUGCGGCCAGUUGGGAAGAAAAUUCGCAUUGCCGGGGAAGAAGAGGAAGUGAUCUCGUACCAGCCACCAUCAUCGUCCACCCUGCGCGAAACCAGUUCAGUGCGCUGUGUGUUCUGUGGUGACAAAGGUAUUGUGGUGCCCAACCUAAAGACUGUGGAUGACCUGGAAGCCCAUCUGUACGCCAGUCAUCUUUCCCCCACAUAUCCGACGACGUGUUUCCACUGUGCACGGCCUCUGAAUUCUUCGCAGGAGAUGUUGGCGCAUUUACUGCAACAGGUGCUGCGGCUGCCUUUAACCAGAUGCGAUGAGUGUGAUUUCGUUACGCUUACGGCCGGUGGGAUAAUUCAGCAUAAGAUUGCUUACCACCAACAGCGACAGGUGCGGCCGUUUCUUUGCGAUAUCUGUCGGAAGGUGGGUUUCGUUAAUCAGAUGCUGCUGGUGGACCAUAAGAACAAAAUGCACUCGCAAAAUGGGGUCAGCGGAUUCAACCACAGAGCCGAUAGCGAUCCCUCAUUAUACCGCAGCUCUUCGUCAAUGGAGACAACAUCCCGUUUGAUGUCCUCGAAUGCCCGCAUGUUGUCCUCAGCAAAACGAGCUAUCGAUCACGACGAUCUCCAACAACAGCGGAAACUACCCGCGCGACCACCGGUAUUAACAUGCCGCUUCUGUAAUUUCCAGAGUAAUUCAGAGUCUACCUUGCGCCAGCACAUGAGCCGUCAUGAGGGGAGCUUGAAUGGUUCUGAACGGGAACGGGAGCCGCAUCUGCCGCGUUCCCCGCGCUAUAUUUGCAAAGUGUGCGAAGCGGUGCAGAUUCGCUUCACCAACGACAAUGCGGAUGUAUUCUAUGAUCACAUUCGCCGGGAGCAUCCCGCUCGCGAUUCCGCGUUCCAGUGCUCGGAGUGUGCGCUGCAGUUGUUGAGUCUGCCGGCACUGCAGAAGCAUCUGCGCGCGGUGCACGAAAUGAGCGAUCCACUGGGUUUUCUGCGGCAGUCUUCCUUCUACGCUGCAUCCAAGAUGGUGCAGGUGGGCAUGAUGACGGCCAGCGCUAACAGUGCGGCGGCGUCCAUGUAUCAAGCAGCGGGGACGUCGAUGAACAACGAUAAUAUAAAUCAUUCCAAUGUGAGGAAUACAUUGAAGAUGCGAUUGAAUCAUUCCGGUAAUCGAGAUCCCUCGUAUGGGCCGUCAAACGCUCAGUAAUGUGGAAUAUUUACAAAGAUGCACGACAAUGGAAUGCGGGGGCAAUAGGUUCGAUGAGGGAUGGUUGUUGUCUGUUUAUUGGCAUAAGCCACGUUACUAACCGAAGAUACGGCGUCAUUUGUAUUGCUUUUACUGAUAAAUAUGCUGAUUAAUGUUUGUAUUUAUAGCCGUUCGAGAAGGCACGUUUGAUCUUAAGUUUUGUUGGUUGAAACUUUUAGCUUUGAAUGACAGUUGUUGACGAAAUGGCAUAAGCCGGAAUAAUGUAAUAGUAGACGUAAAUAAUUAAGCAAGCUUUUUGGCGAACUAUAAUUCUUUUAUGAUGGUUGUAGCAUCAACCGGGAAAAUAAAU